CUGUACCCUCCCAGCAAGUACAAAGCUUCUUUAGAUAACUUUCCAUCAUUCAUCAUUCUCGACUUUAUUUCUAUGGUAAAUUGUGAAUCUCUCUCUACCCAUAUCUUGUCCUUCUCUUGCAUACUUCUCGAUACACAAAACUCAAAACUUAUUUUGUUUCCUAUCUUUAAGAAUAAACAAACCGGCGCAUUCAUUCCUGUUUCCCACAAACUCAUUGCGAUCGAAUACCUUUCGUCAAUCUACCCCGUACUCAACGCACCUAAAUCCAGCUUCUGGAUGAUUUUAUUGAAUGCGAACAAUAACGGCAUGCUCGCAGGAUCUUAAGAAUAUAGCUCCUGCAGACCUAUUUUUCUCGUUUACAUUAUCUUUGAAAUUGUCACAAUGGCUUCUCAAGCUGCUAUGAUCGCGGACACGAUCGUUGCUAUGAAAAGAGCAGUCAAGAGAAAAGCAUAUGGUAUAUUCUGAUUCCUCUAGCGAAACAAGUUCAUAGAUAUAUCUAACAAUGUUUGGCAGAAUCAGAUUCCGAUGCUUCAAUCGAAAGACUUACAAAUCGAGGAAACAAAUUGCGAAAGAGAGCAAGAUACGUUAAGCAAGGUCAAUUGAUUCCGCCAAGUGGUCGACAUCCAUAUAGAGAGGUAAGAUUUGUAAAUUGAGGGGAUGAUAGGGAACUGUCUAAUAUCUUACUUUUCAUAGACAAUUGAUCAUGCCGGCUACAUGAGAGAUAUUAUCAGCAGGAAACCCGCGCUUAUCGACGAAGAUGGCGAGGAGAUCGAUAGCGAUGAAGAAGACGAAGAAAAAAUCGAAACCGCAAGGGUAGCAGCGGCAGAAUUCGAUCCAUAUGCAAAUAUAAAACUGGAAGGUCCGUAACUCGAAACGGAGUUGCUUCGAAACCCUCUCACUAAUUUUUUCGAAUAGAACUCCUAGCACCUCUAACCGCUUCCUCGGACUUACCAGACCAUCCAAGCCUCUCGCAGCCCUUCACAUCGAAAGUUCUCACAGAAUUAACAAGGAAUGCUGGAGAGAUGGUCCAAAAAGAAAUGGCGUCUUUAUGGAAGAUCAAACAUCUCCUAACCCGAUUUAGCGGUCAUGAUACUUGGAUGCCGUGUGAAUCUGUCGAAACAGAAUAUGAUAGUUCAUUCUUUGAGACCGAAACCGAACGGCACCGGGCUCAAAUAAAGAGAAUUGCAAAAGAGCAUGCGGACCUGAUGUCGAGAGCAACUCUAGCUUCUGAGUCUGACGACAGCGUAGCAGUUUCUGGAUUAAUGAUUAUGGGUGUGGAAGGUGACACUGCGUCUGGGGUCGCUGCUCUCCAGGCGUUGAAAGGAAAAGGAAAGGAAUUGGAUUCUGAAAAAGAUAUGACAUCUACCUCUACAAAUGGAGACAUUGCAGAUACAGCUGGUGCAAACGGCACGGGCAACAAUUCCGUGCAAGCACCCGAGUCAAUACCACCGCCAGAUGAUGUAGACAUGGGUCAAGAUGACUCGCAAGUGACCGGAGAUGCAAUGGAUAUUGAGCCGAUGGGCGAAGAUACUGGGGAUAGUGCCAUUCCUCGUCGUAUGAGGACUCGUGCACAAGCACAAGCGGUGUUUGACAAUGCAACCCGUUCUAGGUCUAUAACACCCGAUUUGAACGGCGAGCCCUUCGUUCACCCUUACUUUCUCGCGCCGGCGAACUCAUUUCCGGACCGAGAUCUUUAUUUGCCACACGGUGAGGCUGAUGAACUGAGAAGAUUGUUGGUGCACUAUAUUCAGAAGCAAGAAGAGAUCAUCCGAGGGGCUCAAAAAGUAUAUGAUGGAUUGUUGAGAGCUGAUCGCAUGCGCCACUUGGUACUGAAAUGGACGAAAGCCGAAGGACAUGUCGGUGACAAUCGUGACAUGUCAGAUGGUGAGGAUUGGUAUGACAAAGACGAAUGGGGAUUAGAUGGGGAUCUUAAGAAAGGACAAGAUGAAGAAGAAGAAGAUGCCGCAACGACAGCUAAGAAGACUAGAACGAGAAGGCAAUGAUUCCAUGAAGGGUAACAAUAUAUUUUGGAUGAGGGAUUUAAUGGGAGGCGUAACGGUAUAGGAAAUUGAAUAGGGGAUAAGGGAUAUACUGUACGAAGAUACCAUGAUUCAUGAUGGGCGCAAUUAGGAAAGAUUGCAUUAGGCAUUUCCAUAUCGAAUGCAUCAAAUGGAUGGAGUGAAAUGGUGCAAGUAUUGGGUAUUCAUAGUGAAGUUUCAAGUAAGGAGGAGUAAGGAGUAAGGAGUAAGGAGUAAGGAGUAAGUGGUAAGUGGUAAGUGGUCAGUGGUCAGUGGUCAGUGGUCAGUGGCCAGUGGUCAGUGGUA
Molecule: messenger RNA, 2324 nt
Organism: Sclerotinia trifoliorum
Lineage: Eukaryota; Fungi; Ascomycota; Leotiomycetes; Helotiales; Sclerotiniaceae
Source: the annotation of a GenBank genome assembly